CAGCCGAUGCGAUCGGCUGGUAUGUGAUCCGUUGGUUGCCUCAAAUGUGGACAGUUCGACUGCCGAAGAAUGAAUUGAUGUUUACUGUGCUCAUUUAUUGGUAGCGUGGAUUGGGAACGCGAAAGAGUCGCCGGAAACAAACAGGCCGAACACCUGCUUUUACACGCUGGUUAAGUUUCUCGCUGCACAAAAUUGCCUGCUGAGUUUCGACGUUUCUGAUGUGAACCAAUUAGAUCAAAGUACGACGUGCGCGUAAAGGGCGAAACUGCCGAAGAGUACUAUCAAAUGUGUCCAGCUUGGAAGCGUGUGGUGACGUAGACGUGUUCGCGGCAUUCUAAGUUGCGCUUUUUCUUUCCGAGUCGCCUUCGGCAGGCAUGGAUCAACCGCGGGCGGCUGGCCGCGGCAGGGGCGGACGCGGCCGCCAGAGGCGAGAUGAAACCGAGAAAAGACACAACGCCUGGGGAGUGCCUUUGCAAACACAACGAAAUGCAGCACCGGCUUCGUCGAGAGGGGCGACGAAGAAUGGACACGCCGCGUCGCAGCCAUCAGAACCGGUGGUCAACCGCAAGUUCGAAGAAGCCUGCGCCAAAAUACAGGCGAACGUGGAAAGAUUCCUACCGCAGGCUCAAGACGACCGGUCAUCUUCAGAGGAAGAGCUCGAGACGGAGGGAAUUCUUUCUCGCGUCGUAGGUUCCUACUCAGAACUGAAUAAUAUGGGUCAGGCGAUCUGCAGAGAACCGUCCAGUUUAUGACAGACAACCUUGUAUCCGGGGCUCUAGUGUGCCUUAUUUGUAUCGAAUCAAUAAAAAGAACUGAAAAGGUCUGGUCAUGUGGUGGGUGCUACGGCAUUCUGCAUCUGAGCUGUGUACAGAAAUGGGCCAAGGACAGCAUGUUUCAGCAGCUGCAGCAACAACAGGAAGAUCCCGUAGCUCAGCAGAAGUUGCAGUGGCACUGCCCAAAGUGUCGGCAGGACUACAGCAGCAGGGAGGGACUGAACGAGUAUCGGUGCUUCUGUGGCCAGAAGGUGAACCCCGAGUACGACCCUUGGCUGGUGCCACACUCUUGCGGCCAGACCUGCUCGCGGGAGCUAGUGCCUGCCUGCGGCCACCGGUGCUUGCUUUUAUGUCAUCCAGGCCCUUGCCCCCCUUGUCCCAAAAUGGUGCGAAGCGGUUGCUAUUGUGGCAAGGCUGAUCCCACUGCCAGGCGCUGCAGCUCCCGUCUCUGGUCGUGCGGGAAACCCUGCGGGAAGAUGCUUUCAUGCAAUCAGCACGCAUGUCAGCUUGCGUGUCAUGCAGGUGAUUGCAAGCCUUGUCCUCGAAAAAGUCUGCAGUCUUGCUUAUGUGGGGCUUCAAAAAUGGACAGGCCUUGUGCGGAUCCACUGUGGCAGUGUGAUAAAGUUUGUGGUAAGCUCUUGUCGUGUGGAGAGCAUAAGUGUGAAAGUGUGUGUCACAAGGGCCCUUGCUCGGCUUGUCCAAGAUCAGGUCCGAGGGAGUGCCCCUGUGGAAAAUCAAAGUGGGAGCUGCCGUGCACCGAAGAUGUGGGACCUUGUGGGGACACCUGUGACAAGCUACUUGCUUGUGGAAUCCACCACUGUAGCCAGCGCUGCCACCUAGGCAGUUGCCCUCCAUGUCUUCAGAUACGUUCCAAACGGUGUCGAUGUGGAGCCCGAGAGAAAGAGGUCCCGUGCAGCCGGGAGUACACUUGUGAAACAAAGUGCAAAAGGCUCAGAGAUUGCCGAAGACAUCCGUGCAGCCGCAAAUGUUGCGAUGGAAGGUGUCCUCCCUGUGAGCAGCCGUGUGGACGUUCCUUGGCUUGCAAGAAUCAUCGUUGUUCCAGUUGCUGUCACAUGGGCCCGUGCUAUCCGUGCAACAAGAAGGUUGAGCUGACUUGUCGAUGCAAGGCAACCAAAAUAGCCGUGCCUUGUGGCGGGAGAGAAUGGCCAAGGUACCUGCCUGCCAUCAGCCCUGCAACAUCCCUCCAGAAUGCCAUCACGAGAAGCGAGACCCACAUUCCUGCCAUGAUGGUCGCUUGCCCACCAUGCACGCAGAAGUGCAACCGUACUCUUAACUGCGGCCACAUAUGCAACUCUCGUUGCCACUCUGCUGUCUGGACCAAAAUUGUUCCCAAGCAGGGUCAGCGAGUUGGACCAUGGGAGCCGUUAGCUGCAGUUCGAAUGGAAUUGGUCUGCCAACCCUGUCCCCCAUGUCCUGAGCCUAUGCAACUGACCUGCCGUGGCAAACAUUCCAUUAGCACAUUUGCCUGUUCAGAACUGCGGCCAUACUCAUGUGGGAAGCCUUGUGGCCGGUCCUUGACCUGUGGGAACCACACUUGCACUGUGGAGUGUCAUGAAGUCGAAGGAGCGCCCAAUGACACACAGGCCGGAAACAACUGCAGUGUGUGCGAGGAAGGCUGCCAGAAGCUGCGCCCGCCAGGCUGCAUUCAUCCGUGUAACAAACCAUGCCACCCAGGAGACUGUUCUCCAUGCACCCAGUACGUCAAGAUGAAAUGCCACUGUGGUCUAAACCCUGUCUACGUGCCUUGCCACCAGUGGACGGUGGAGUCCAGGGACAAGCAGGAUGAACUGCAGAGCUGCAAGAACAGAUGCUGUAAACAGUUGGAAUGUGGGCAUCGGUGUCCACUCCACUGCCAUCCAGGUGCCUGCGCUUCUCGCAGCCAGUGCCGCAAGAAGAUCACAUUGCGCUGUCCUUGCAAGUGCCGGAAAAUAGAGGGGCCCUGCUGUGAACUUGGAAACAGCAUUGUCUGCGGCAAAGAAUGCCGUUCUAGAGUACAGGAAGAUGAAUUCAAGGUAAAAGAGCCAAAGUCGGAGCCAGAGGAGAAGACAAAAGGCAACAGAUUGGGACAAAUUAAGAUUCUGACUGCACUCAGUGCUGUAGUACUGUUUGCCGCUGUGGCAUUAGCUUACUGGCUUAUGCAGUAAGGUUAUGUCGUACGAGUUUGAAAUAAACUUAACUAUACUGCUUCAACAACAAAAACAGAGAAGAAAAUAAAUGCUGUUGUAGGUAACGAA
This is a messenger RNA of Rhipicephalus microplus (southern cattle tick), 3028 nucleotides long. RefSeq names its product NF-X1-type zinc finger protein NFXL1. Gene Ontology annotation, biological process: regulation of DNA-templated transcription. The record is from RefSeq and is a predicted model, not a curated record. Gene Ontology annotation, molecular function: zinc ion binding; RNA polymerase II transcription regulatory region sequence-specific DNA binding; DNA-binding transcription factor activity, RNA polymerase II-specific. Gene Ontology annotation, cellular component: nucleus. Lineage: Eukaryota; Metazoa; Arthropoda; Arachnida; Ixodida; Ixodidae.